AUGGAAUUCAUUGACAUGCUAGCCACAGCCUGUUCGCAAUCUGACAUCACACCAUGCUUGUCUCUCGACGAUCUCAUCAACAUCCCCGACGAAGAUGACGUCCAACCGCCCGAUUCCCCAGCAAAAGCGACUUCGCGUUCGACAGCGAUGGCUCUGGGGUUCAUCCUCGCUAAGGCGAUAUCUGCAAGCUCCUCUCUCUCCCGCAUGGACCCUCGCCCGGACCACGCUGGUCGCUCACCCAUGAAAGCCGUUCUAGCUUGCGGUGACGCCAACGAAUUGAGAGAGGAGGAGGAGGAGGAGGAGGAGGAGGCUGACACAGCCCGCGCCGUGCAAACGAUCCUUGACGUGCUGAACAAGGCGCCGUCUCACAAUCACGAUGCGAACACCACAGGGACCACAGACCGUGGUUUGGACAUUCGUGGCUGGACGCCCAAGAAUGGCAGCCCGUACCUUGACCUCGGUCCCAUUGACGCCCUUGCGCUCGGCCAGGCACACACGCUCCCACGUCGGCCUCACGCUGCGGGCGCAGAUCGUUCGACACAGCUGGAAGCCGUUGCUCAGCAAUCAGCAAACACUGCCGCGCACGCUGCGUUCGUACCAUGGAGGGUGCCUGCGGUAGCCAAAGAGCAGGCCGCUCAAAUCACGAUCGCGACGUCCUCUACGUUCUUCCGCGGUGCGUACGCACAGGAAAUAACCUGCGAGAAGGUAGCUAUGCUGCCGGUAUCGUCCGCUGCCGGGCGUGAACACGAGCGGCAGGUUGCCUUCAUGAAUGCUCGCGAACUCUCUGUAGUUCCCUCGAUCUUGGAAGCGCGCAGCUCCUCACUGCCAACACCGAUCGUUCUGCCUUCGACCCUGUCAAUGCAGCAAAUGUCAGCCCGCCACCGCAAACAUGGGGUUACACAAGCUGUCUCCGUCAUUGCCCAGCUGCGCGCAGAGCAAGGUAGACGCGUGGCCCCACCUCCGCCCCGGGGCGGCGUGUCUCCCGCACUCGCACGUAGCAUUACACAUAUCCGCCUGGCGCGUGAGCAGGCGAAGCAGCAGGUCGCUUACGCACAUAUGUCCCGCGGGACGCCAAGUGUACUAGCAAGAUGGAGGACGUCUGAGACGUCAAUCGGCACAAUUACAAAUCUAUAG
Messenger RNA from Postia placenta MAD-698-R-SB12, 1134 nucleotides. RefSeq lists its product as hypothetical. The coding region runs from base 1 to 1134 and encodes 377 amino acids. Lineage: Eukaryota; Fungi; Basidiomycota; Agaricomycetes; Polyporales; Adustoporiaceae. The transcript has a single exon. The record is from RefSeq and is a predicted model, not a curated record.